Coffea eugenioides is the source of this 1740-nucleotide messenger RNA. Its product is annotated as ultraviolet-B receptor UVR8-like. NCBI's taxonomy places the organism in Eukaryota, Viridiplantae, Streptophyta, Magnoliopsida, Gentianales, Rubiaceae. The transcript is spliced from 6 exons. The record is from RefSeq and is a predicted model, not a curated record. The coding region runs from base 258 to 1739 and encodes 493 amino acids.
UCUUGCACAAUUCGGGUUUUGAGCUCUGAUUUUAGGCUUCUCAUGAUUUAUAUUAUUUCACUGCUUAAAUUACGAUUGAAUUUCUCGUUUAAACCCUUAGUAUCAUCAAAUUUUCUUCACUCUGACAUCAUUUUCUUCAUAAUUUGCUUAUACUGUCUCCGAUUUCGACUAAAAAUUUGACCUUUCACCAAUUCAAGCUCAAUUACCCAACUCUCCUUAAAAAGAAGAAAAAAGGAUCCAUUUUUCUCUCUUUAAAAAUGGGGGAUCGGUUAAGGACUCCUUCAAUGGAGGACUUGCCUUCGCAUUUGGUACUUGAUAUAUUGAUCUCAGGGAGGCUAAGUGCGGUUGAUUUGGCCUGUUUGGAGCUGACUUCAAGGACUUUUAGAGAGAAUCAUGGGUUGUUUUCCAAAGAAUUCCGGUCUUUUGUGGAUUUUGCUGCCUUUAGGCUCUGUCAGUUGCACCCAGUUUAUGCUUCUUUGCAUUUCAAUGCUCAGAAAGAGGCUCUGAAUAGGUGUAACGGUAAUUGGAAGCGGCUGUUGAGGUUCUUGCAGUCUGUGGAGAAAUCCUCGGACGUGGUUGAAACCUCUGCAGGCAAUCAGAUGCAAAUAAGAUGUGGUAGAUAUCACACACUGCUGAUCAAGGAUUCAGAGGUAUACUCUUGUGGUUCCAGCUUAUGCGGCGUUCUUGGUCACGGUCCAGAGACAACACAAUGUGUAGCAUUUACAUGCAUUAGCUUCCCAACUGCUUCACAAGUAGUCCAUGUGUCGGCCUCCCACAACCAUGCUGCUUUUGUUACUCAGUCUGGAGAGGUUUUCACCUGUGGAGAUAAUUCAUCGUUCUGUUGUGGGCACAGAGACACAAACCGUCCUAUAUUCCGGCCUCGUCUUGUUGAAUCACUGAAAGGAAUUCCUUGUGAGAAGGUUGCUGCAGGGCUUAGUUUCACUAUGUUCCUCUCAAGACAAGGCCAUGUCUAUACAUGUGGCACCAAUGCACAUGGUCAACUUGGACAUGGUGACACACUGGAUAGACCAACACCGAAAAUUGUACAAUUACUUGAACAUCUUGGUUCUAUAGUUCAUAUUGCUGCGGGUCCAAGUUAUGCUUUUGCUGUAUGCAAAGAUGGGACGCUCUUCUCUUUUGGUUCAGGCACUAAUUUUUGCCUGGGACACGGUGAGCAACAUAAUGAGCUUCAACCACGUGCAUUACAGUCAUUCAGGAGAAAAGGAAUUCAUGUGGUUCGUGUAUCUGCUGGUGAUGAACAUGUGGUGGCACUUGAUUCCUGCGGAUAUGUGUAUACUUGGGGCAAAGGUUACUGUGGUGCACUUGGCCAUGGAGAUGAAACUGAUAGGACGACUCCAGAGCUCUUGAGCAGCAUUCAGAGUCACCUUGCUGUGCAGGUCUGUGCAAGCAAGAGGAAAACCUUUGUUCUGGUGGAUGAUGGUUCUCUUUAUGGCUUCGGGUGGAUGGGGUUUGGUAGUCUGGGCUUUCCUGACAGGGGAGUGUCUGACAAAAUAUUAUGGCCUCGAGUUCUUGACUGCUUGAGAAACCACCACAUUUCCCAAGUUAGUACUGGGUUGUACCACAGUGUCGUGGUCACUAAUCAGGGACAAAUGUUUGGGUUCGGAGAUAACGAAAGAGCACAACUCGGGCACGACUCGCUCAGAGGAUGCCUUAAACCAACUGAAAUCUUUCUUCAGGAAAUAGAUGGCAUAGACCUUGUGCCAGAAAGUGCUGAAUAGG